Molecule: messenger RNA, 1078 nt
Organism: Raphanus sativus (radish)
Lineage: Eukaryota; Viridiplantae; Streptophyta; Magnoliopsida; Brassicales; Brassicaceae
Product: zinc finger protein AZF1
Exons: 1
Coding region: 141-845 (234 amino acids)
Molecular function (GO): DNA-binding transcription factor activity
Source: RefSeq, a predicted model, not a curated record
ACCCAAAAAUUAUAACAAAGACGUGCUCUCACAUCUCAUCUCACUCCCUCACCAGCUCACUCACUCUCUCUAUCCUCUUUUUUAUCUUUCUUUCUAUAAAACAAUUCUCUCUCAAUCAUCAAUUAAUCAAAGGCGAUCAUAUGGCUCUCGACACUCUCAAUUCUCCGACCUCCACCACCACCACCACCACCACCACCACCACCGCUCCCUCUCCAUUCCUAACCGAGCCGGAGAAUCUUGAGUCGUGGACCAAAAGAAAACGUACAAAACGACACCGUAUAGAUGAUCAAGCCAAUCCUCCCUCCGAAGAAGAGUAUCUUGCUCUUUGCCUCCUCAUGCUUGCUCGUGGCUCCUCCGAUGAUAAUCAUCACUCUUCUCAUCCUCCUCUUCCUCCUCCUCCACCGUCUGAUCAUCAUCAUCGAGACUACAAGUGCUCAGUCUGUGGCAAAUCUUUCCCGUCUUACCAAGCGUUAGGUGGACACAAAACCAGUCACCGGAAACCGGUUAGUAAUAAUAAUAAUAUUAUUAACCACGACGGUAAUAGUAACAGUGGUAACGGUUCCAUUACUAAUAACGGAAACAUUAGUAACGGUUUGAUUGGUCGAAGUGGAAAGACUCAUAAGUGCUCCAUCUGUUUCAAGUCGUUUCCAUCUGGUCAAGCCUUGGGCGGUCACAAACGGUGUCAUUACGACGGUGGUAACGGUAAUAGCUACGUUAACGGUAACGGUAGUAACAGUCACGGGUUUGACCUGAACUUACCGGCCGAUCAAGUAUUUGAAGUUUCUUGCGAUGAGACACUUGGGAAAAGUCAACUCUCCGGCGAAGAAACAAGGUCGCCGUUGUGAAUUAUUUUUAUUUUUUACUGAUCAGCUAGCUAGUUAUCGAUCAUUAGCUGCUGAGUCUGUAAUGAAAAUGAUUGGAGUGGACUUUGGAUUAUUUUUAUUUUCUUUUUUUUUACGUAGACAAAAAGAAAAAAAAAUUGUUUAUAGAAAGUAAAAAAAACGAGAAAUAUUGAAUUUAUAUUUUACUAUUAUUGGAAAUAAUAAUAAGAAGAAGGAAAAAAAACUGAUUAAUGUUA